CAGAAAUGCUCUCUUACUAUUCAGACUCAGAACCCAAGUAACAAAUAGUACACUAACUCAACUAAACAUAGUUUGUCAUUUGAAGCUGUAACAGAGUUGUGGGGAGGGGGUUUCAAGAAGUCAGGGUGCAGUUCACGCUACCAACUUCUACUUUUGAUUAUCAGAUUGUCUAAUUAUCAUUUUUAGUUAUUUUUGAUUGCUUCUAUUACUAGACCUGAUAUUAAGUCCACUGACAAAUAACACAAAACUUAUACUAUCACAGAAAUGAAUAGGAUAAUUCUGAGUCAGCAUAAAAUUACUUUACAUUCAUCACGUCAUACCCUAACUAAAAUAUCAAGAAGUUAUCAGUUUGGUAGGAACUCAAGAAACAGUGGUUUCAGCCAGCCACCAGGUUAUAUUCCGCCACAUAUCUGGAUGAAAUCGAGACCAGAAAGGGAAGAUUUGAAAACAUCCGUAUUCGGUGUUGAUGAAAAAAAGCCUACUGUGGAUGAAAAAAGUUACUUAUCACAUGCCGCUCAUGCCUCCCUAUCCGGUUUUCCUGUUACAGAGAACUUUUCUUAUGAAAUUGUUAAUAAUGUAAGUUAAUCAUAAGUUUCGUAUAAUUUACCGAACAAGUCCACUGCUUUGUGUUACAACCAUCUCUCUGUACUUCGACAGUUUCACAGUUUAAACACCUAUUUCUACAUCCAGAAAUGUUACUACCAUAUUUUACACUUCAGUAACAGAUUAGCUUUUUUAUCUGCAAACAAAUCGACAAGUGAUUGCUACGUUGCAAAGGGCUGUUUGAAUUUUUUCAGAUAAUAAAAAGCAACCUCUCCUAGACUAACAAAUACAUCAACCGAGGCUUGCACAGAAGACCAUUGGUUUACACUCCUACGUUUCAGAACGCUGAAAAAACAAGUAAUAAACCGAGAAAAAGAAACUAAGUAUGAGUAAUAAAGUCUUUAGAAUUGAGGGGAAAUAAAGAACUUAUUCCGAGGUAAAUUUCUCAAAUUCAUUUGUGACGUUUGCAUUUGCUUAGAGCUGUAUUACUUAAGGUAUCCAUCUAUUCUCCGGCACUAGACAUUGGGAACCAGAAACUUAUGACUGUAUACACCAAACCCUCGGUACGAACUGACCUUUUGUUUUUAUUUCUGACCGUUAGCGUAUCGCUUUGGGAGAGUAAUUUGGCACAUGUCCCAUCCAACACUUCGGUUGAUGCUAGUUCAAAACGUCUUUCACUGGCUUGUCAUCUUCGAUAAGAAAUAUAUAGCUAGGUUUAAUAUUGCUUACCUGAUCGCUUCAUCAUUUCCUAAUGCCGUAUCGACAUUCAUAGUGACAUGUCUAAUUAAUUACUUUUUUAACCGUCUGUCAAUUAUUGUCUUUAGGUAUGACAUGCACUAUCCUCCUAAAUACAGAGUAAUUCUCCAAGACUGGUGGGAGCCUUUAUCUGGAUUCGUUGUGGUGAGCUGUUAGAAAUAAACGAAAAGCUCCUUUAUUUGAGUUGGUGCUGGUGGGAUGACAGAUAAAACCAGUCUACGAAUAUUAAAAACUAGAGCAGCCUAUGGCAGUCUGGGCCAUCUUUGGCGCCGUCGUAAUGUUAGUCUGGUUACAAAACCUUGGGUUUACAACACCUCGAUGAGAGCAGUUUUGUUCUGUGUCUGUGAAACCUGUUCUCCAGACUUUGAUGUUAGGCAACUCUCUGUGUUCGAUUAUCUUUAUCUCUUAAGGAUUACUGACUUUCAGUGGUAACAUCAAGUUAGUAAUACUGAGCUUCAGCAAUGUGUGUUCAGGGUUAGUAAAGAUAGUUUGGUUAGUGUCAUCAACUCGGGACACCAACUUCAGUGGCUUAAACGUAUUCUGUGAAUGUCACUCUAGACUUCUACAUCAAACUGCUUUCCGAUACUAGAAUAGGGUAAAAAAUUCAGGAGGAACUUUACUUUAUGACAUUUCCCCAGUGUGUGAAAGAAAGCUGUUGAUCUACAUAUCUCUUUACAACACAGCACCUAUUAAAGUGCUUCUGUAGUUUCCUCCUACUUAAAACUAAGAGAAACUCCCCCAAGAGGUUUCUUGGUUGUAUUGUUAACCAAAGUGUAUUCCCUAUUAUUCUUGUUUGUUCUUUUUGACUGAACUCCCUUUCCAUCUUUUGUUUCUGUAAUUAGAAAUUGCAGUUCAAUCGAUAUCACUUGAUAAUAUUCAUCAAUAGGAACCGUAAAAUAUUUCUCUAUUCCAAGUGCACUAUUCUGUCUACGCCUAGCGUCCUAAGCAUUGACUAACGAUUCUCUUCUGCCAAAAUCAAUAUUGAGUUGAGGCUCAGAUAGUUUUAAAUCCUGAUUGUCAGGAUCAAUACCAGCGAGGUUGAGUUAAUAAUAGUAUCAGUAAUAGUAAAAGCACUCAACAUAGGAGAUAUAGUUCACAAAACACGCGAUAAAAAGCAUGAAAUAAAUUUAGAAAUUGAAUCAAAAUGAAGUGAAUAAUGCGUCAGUGUAAAUCAUUCUGAGUCAUCACGCAACAAUCAGCCACUGUCAUCGUAUGAACAGCAUCCAUUUAUCCUGCAGCUACCGAUUACUAUUCAGACCAAUAGUCACUAAUUUUACAAACUGAUAUUUCUUCCUUUGAUUACCCUGGCCUCAUUCCAACCUACGCUAGGCAGCAUUCGGUAUUGAGAGAGGUGGUGAAUAACGCGUAAAAUAUGUUCUACCUCCCCAGAAUGAUAGAUAUUUAGUCUCACCAACCAUUUUCCUUUAUAUACGCCAAGCCUCAGCGUUGUUCACUUUGUUGCUCCAUCACAUAUAAGCGACGGUUUGAAGUUGUUUGUCACUUUCAGGUCGUGGAAUAUGAUUACAGUUUAGUGAAGGCACAUAUACCUGUGUCCGGGAAUCUGCCAGAAGGUCAAUAUAGUUGAUACAUCCAUUUGUAGAUCUGAGACCUUGGUUUUCCUUAAUUAUCAUGUAUAGUCCUACUAGUUGUAUGUCAUUAAAGCACGUGGUAAUGCUUUUAUGAGAAAUGAUAAUAUCGUAGUGCUGUUACUACUAUUCGUAUGCACCCAGUAUGUAUCACCUCUUAAAAUCAGAUCAAUGAAAUUCCGAAAGUCGAUCAAAAACUAUUAAAUAAUCUUCAAGCUAUGGGUUUGUUUGAGCUGACACCCGUUCAAAAACAUGCCAUCGGGAUUAUGUCAGUUGAUGAAUAUGAGGAGGUUGAUGUUAAAAUAGAUGAGUUCAAUCAAAGUACAGAUGAUAAUCCUCCUUAUGAACGUGUCACUGGUAAAUUUGAUUUAAUGGCAGCUGCACAAACUGGUUCGGGUAAAACACUAGCUUAUCUUAUUCCAAUUUUCAAUCGUUUGUUGAGAGUUUAUCCAUUUGAAGCGAUGCAAUCUUUGCUCAUCUCUCGUACACGACGCCAGUAUCCCUCAUCUGUAAUUUUGGUACCAACUCGUGAGUUAGUCCAACAAAUACAGUUAGAACUACGUAAAUUAUGUAACCAAACCUUCGUUCGAUCAGUAGGUGUAUUUGGUGGUGAACGACCAGAACGACAGAUGUUUGAAUUGAAUAAGGGAUGCCAUUUUGUAGUUGCAACUCCUGGAAGACUUUUAGAUUUCUUGAACCGUGACUGUAUAUCCUUAAAAUUCUGCAGAUCUUUAAUACUUGACGAGGCAGACCGAAUGCUAGAUAUGGGUUUUGAAGAGCAAAUACGUCAAAUUUUAGAGUCACCAAAAUUUCAAAUGCCUCCACCAACAGGGAAUGGUCGUCAAACUGCAUUAUUCAGUGCGACAUAUCCACGUGAGGUUGCUCUUUUAGCCAAAGAUUUUCUACGCGGUCCAAACUGUAUUUCUCUUACACUCAGCAGUGCUGAAUCUAAUACUGGCACUAUAGUCCCUACGUGGGGAAAAGCAGUUCGUAAUAAAAAUGAAGAUGAAUUUGAACGACUUACACGAAUAAUUCCCAAAGAAAUUAAUCAGCAGUUCCAAGUGGUUGUCGGUAAUCCUGAAUCCGCUGUUCCGAAUCAUCUUUUACAGUUAAUUCUAGAAAUGAAAUCUAAAAGUUUGGAAAGUGUUUGUCGAGUUCUUGUAUUCUGUAAUACCAAAAGGGAAGUUGAUCAAAUUGAUAAUUAUCUUUAUUCUAACGGCAUAAAAUCGACCUCUAUUCAUGGUGAUAAAACUCAGUCUUCUCGUGCGAAAUCCUUAGAUCUAUUCCGUAAAGGAACAGCGAAUGUUCUUGUCGCUUCAUCGGUUGCUGCUCGAGGUAUUGAUAUACCCAAUGUUUUUGCAGUUAUUAAUAUUGGUCUCCCAAAUGAAUUAGAUGAUUAUGUUCAUCGAAUAGGACGAACUGGUCGUAUGGGUAAAUCUGGUGAGGCUAUAACACUUAUUCAUGAAACCUUGUUACAACAACAACAAUCAAGCAGAACAGUAUCACGUGGGAUUUGCCAACUUUCGAAUCUGUUGGUAAUUUAGAUAAAGUCCCAAAAUUAUUGUUGGAAUAUGCCAAUAUGGAAACUCAAGAAGGGGGAGAACAAAAAUACAAUAUUCGUUCAAAAAAUAAAGACAUUUAUUCGAAAUUUAAGCCUCGUCCAUUCACAAAAGGUUAUAAAAGUUAUCCACGUGAUGAUAGUUCGAUGCGAUAUUUGUAAAUAAACAUUAUAAUUCAGUCUAGCGAUAUGUAAUAUAAACAUAAUUCACAUGUAUAAUUAUAUUUGUCUUCAUUUUUUAUGCCGGGAAAAAAGUAUUGCUUAAUAUAUCAUCACAAGUAUGAAAUCCGAGGACAAUCUUCACGUA
Schistosoma mattheei is the source of this 4750-nucleotide messenger RNA. The record is from the annotation of a GenBank genome assembly. Lineage: Eukaryota; Metazoa; Platyhelminthes; Trematoda; Strigeidida; Schistosomatidae.